CUAAAUGCAUGUUGCGCGUGCGCAUUAAAUGGCGUUUUAAACAUGUUUUGAAGUGGACUGAAGAGCCAAAUACCGAACAGGAAAAUGGGGGAUUUCGUUAAAAGUAACGUACUUCAUAUUUGAUCAGUACUACUAACAUAUCUGUAAAGUUCAAACAUGUUUAAAAGAGGAAAAAAUGGAGACACAGGAAAUGAAUACGCGAGGCCUUGCAGGCAUGUAAUUUUAAGGGUGAAGACGUGUCAUUUCUUCGUUAACACAGCAUCUAUCCAUGGACAGUAAACAACGUAUUUCCAUUUAUUUUGCAGUGGCAAUUUUGGCGUCUUAUUCGCCAUGACUAUGCGACAUGCUUUGUUUACUAAUGCACGUUUUAAAUUGGACCCAGAGAAACUCGACCUUGACAAAGCUCGCAUAGGGACUGGUCACUCUAUCGAUAUAAGGAGAGAUUCGUGUGAUUUUGGCUCAGACGUUCAUAACGUUAUUGGGGACAUACUUAAAAGUGGUGGCAAGCUCUUCGGUAAAUCUAAGAAACUGGACGUGAAUCACCUUCCUAAAUCCGGCCGGAUCCCACUGGGCACGGGAAGAAACAAAGGACCCGUUCUAUCCAGGGACGCGUCUGAAAGCGCAGAGACGCUGUCAUCCCAGGUUAAACACAUGGGGGGCGAGGGAACCCCUGUAAAAACUAAAACUCCUCUUGGACAGACUAACGCCAUGGAUGUUAAAACGGAUCCCAUAGCAAUGAAUUCGCACAGCAACUCUAGAGACGCUGGGACUGAUGGCAAUGCCAGGGGCAUUGAUGGCACUGGCAUCCCCAACACGGCAUCACUCGAAGUCAGUACAGAUGGGAAGCGCAAGAACAUCAGGAAGACCCCCAGUCACCCCCACGCGCAAGCCACAUGCCUUCGACAAAUCCUUCUGCUUCAGCUGGACCUGAUUGAGCAGCAGCAGCAAGAGCUUCAGACCAAGGACAAGGAAAUUGAUGAGCUCAAGUCUGACAGGGACACGUUGCUUGCGCGGAUUGAGCGUAUGGAACGGCGCUUGCAGCUGAUCAGCAAUGCACCGCGCGACAAACGUCUGUUCCAGCCGCUGGAGAGAUGGCAACCAGAAGCAGAGGACUUCUGGGAGGGAGAGGAAGGUGCUCAAGCGACUAGCCCCAAGAACCUGGCCUACAGCAGAGACGGCAAAGUCCAAAAAAGGAAAUUUGGUCUCUCAGACCCCAAAACACCAACACAAAAGCCCAGAGGGAAGGCUGCCAAGUUCGGCUCCCAGAAGACUGAGGCUGGCGGGCCCCUGUCAUGUCAGAGGGACCUGCACAAGAACGAACCAUUGGAGGAGAUGGGCUACGGACAGUCUGCAGGCCAGGCUGCUGCUAUGCACUCAGUAAAAGAGGAGCCUCUGGAGACCAUGUGCAUGGAGGAGCUACCGUACAUGACCACAACAGAGAUGUACCUGUGUUGCUGGAAGCAGCCUCCUCUCUCCCCACUACGGGAGGAAUCGCCCAAAAAAGAGGAGGAUGUGGACAUUCCAUCUUGGAGGGAGAACAGUAUGGAGCCGCUGAAUGAUAAGACUGACAUCCCAGAGAAUUUGGAUGAUAACGCCUUCCUGAAAAGGCAUUCAAAGCUGGAGCUGGAUGAGAAGAGGAGGAAAAGAUGGGACAUCCAGAGGAUACGAGAGCAGAGGAUGCUCCAGCGGCUCCAGCAGCGCAUGGAGAAGAAGGUGGCUGUGCAGGAGAUAGAGCCAGAUCUGAUGUCUUUCUAUCCAGAAGUUGAGGACGUGGAAUCCAUUGUAAUCACACCCUUUCUGCCUGUUAUGGCUUUUGGAAGACCUUUACCAAACCUGUCUCCUGAGAGUUUUGAGCUGCCCUGGCUGGACGACAGAAGCCGCUGCCGUGUGGAGAAUCAGAAGAAGAACACUCCGCACAGAAACUGUCGCAAAUGAUCCCACCCAUAACUCUAGACAAAAACUAAAAACAAGCAGAACUUUAGUGUUAUUGAUGGCUGGGCACGGACAGCAGGACCACCUUCGCUGGCCGGGAAAGGCCGGGAGGGCCGCAGACAGGCCUCUGAUAGGGUAGUCUUGUCUCUCUGUGGAGUAGCUUACUUCAGCAGGCCUGGAUGGGCAUCCCCAGGCUGGGUUGGUGGAAGAGCGUGCCGCUAAGACAACGGUGCCAGGACUGGCCUGUGAGAGGUCAGUCACAACCGCAAAACCAUAGCAAAACCACAAGGAAAGCAAUACUGGCUGAAUUGCUGUCAGGUUUUUCGAAGUAUGUGUAUAUUGAUUAUGGAGCGCCACCCUCUUUAAGGAGCCUCCUGAACCCUCUGUUAAUGUUUACACAUAUUUUUGUGUUUUCGUUCUCUCUUUUUUUUUUUUUUUUUUUUUUUUUUUUUUUUUGCCUUGACUGAAACCUGUAUCAAUCGUUUCCCUGUUUUUUUUUUUUGUGUGCUUUCACUGUAGUGACCUUGGUUGUGCAGACAAAGCUUCAAGUGAAAAAUAGUUUUUGGAAGAAAAAAAAGAAACAUUUUGCAACGUGCGCUAAGAUGUGGUUGUAAGACAUUGCCGAUGCACGGCAUGCAUGUCCUGUUGGUUAGUCUCAUCUCACUAAUGACUGCUGCAGUGGGCAGCAGAUUGUUCCAUACAUUUAUAUGCUUGUGAUCAUUUUUUUUAAAAGUCUGCAUGGCGGCAUUGGAGAAGCAGUAAAUGCCCCAUGAACAGGCAGGAAGAAAAACUUGAAAAAGCUCUCAAAAACAAUGUGUUUUAUUGUGAGUGUGCAUGGUUACAUUGUUUGUUUGAAAUGGGCACUUGCUGGCAAAAGCUGAGAUUGAAACCUUAUUUGUCAGAAAUAAACCCCUAGAGGUAUGUGCCUCGGGUCUACAGAAGACAUUCAGUAAAACAUUGAGACUCCUGUCUUGAAAUUGAUUUGUUUUUGAAUUUGUAACAAAUCUGCACUUGCAUUUAGAAGAAGUUUGUAUCAAAAUGAAUGAAUGAGUGAUGUCACUGUCAUUGACCACCCAAAAUUAAUCUCCAGAGAUUUUCCCACAUGAUAAUGUUUGGGGUUUCCCAGUAUGCUUAUCUAGGAACAUUUUCUCUUGAGAAAUAAAGUUUAGAUAUUCCGCUCAAGAGCUAUUGGGUCAUACAGCACCCUAUAUCUAAUUCACAGUGAGAAGUAUCUUGUGCAGAGUUACCCUAGUGUGCAGUCCUUUUCAAUCCCCCAUUUAAUUAACAAUUCCCUUUUUGGUGUUGGUGUAGGUCUUGAAGCCACACCCGUUCUCUAACUCGUUUGUAGGACAAAAGCACAAAAAGCCACUUCAACACCAUACAACCUGUACGAGUUUUAAAUAUGUAAAACUGCUCAUCUGUACAUAGCCUACAGAACUUUAUAAUGGUUGUACAUAAGCAAGACAUGGCUGUUAUUUUUCUAUUAUUUAAUGUUCCAAGUGAUGUAUAACCAAUAUUGUCAUUCUAUGAUAGUCUGUUGAUAAAAUACAAAAACUGGUUUUGGAGCUAAAAAUACAAAUCUUAUCAUUUUGUAUUA
Messenger RNA from Clupea harengus (Atlantic herring), 3529 nucleotides. It is a transcript of the gene msl1b, whose product is annotated as MSL complex subunit 1b. NCBI's taxonomy places the organism in Eukaryota, Metazoa, Chordata, Actinopteri, Clupeiformes, Clupeidae. The record is from RefSeq and is a predicted model, not a curated record. Gene Ontology annotation, molecular function: chromatin binding. Gene Ontology annotation, cellular component: MSL complex.